Molecule: messenger RNA, 1986 nt
Organism: Cynocephalus volans (Philippine flying lemur)
Lineage: Eukaryota; Metazoa; Chordata; Mammalia; Dermoptera; Cynocephalidae
Gene: TMPRSS4
Product: transmembrane serine protease 4
Exons: 13
Coding region: 182-1489 (435 amino acids)
Biological process (GO): proteolysis; acrosome reaction
Cellular component (GO): membrane
Molecular function (GO): protein binding; serine-type endopeptidase activity
Source: RefSeq, a predicted model, not a curated record
AAGAGGACAGGGAUGCUGGGCGUGAGGGACCCAGGCCUGCCCUGCACCUAGACCUCCUCUGGCCAGUGUUCACCAGGGAGUUCUGAACCUCUGGCCAGUCAGGACCCAUUCCAGGAGGCCCUCCUCCUGACUUGGGCUGCCGAACUCAGCUCCAGGCAGCAGGGAAGAUUGCAGAGCCAGCAUGGAUCCUGACAGUGAUCAACCCCUGAACAGCCUCGAUGUCACCCCCCUGCGCAAACCCCGCAAACCCCUGAGGGCCUUCAAAAAGGUGUGGGUCCCCAUCAUUGCAGCACUGCUGAUCGUGGCAACCAUCAUCAUUACGGCUGUCCUCAUCAAGGUGAUUCUGGAUAAAUACUACUUCCUCUGCGGGAAGCCCCUCCACUUCAUCCCAAAAAUGCAGGUGUGUGACGGCGAGCUGAACUGUGCCUUGGGGGAGGACGAGGAGCAUUGUGUCGAGAACUUCCCCACUGGGUCUGCAGUGGCAGUCCGCCUCUCCAAGGACCGAUCCACCCUGCAGGUGCUGGACCCGGCCACCGGAAAGUGGGCCUCUGCCUGUUUCGACGGCUUCACAGACGCUCUGGCCAAGACAGCCUGUGGGCAAAUGGGCUAUGGCAGCAGACCCACUUUCAGAGCUGUGGCAAUUGGCCCAGACCAGGAACUGGAUGUUGUUGAAAUCACAGAAGACGGCCAGGAGCUUCAGGUGCGAAACUCAAGUGGACCCUGUCUCUCAGGCUCCCUGGUUUCCCUGCAGUGCAUUGCCUGUGGGCACAGCCUGAAGACUACUCGGGUGGUGGGCGGGGAGGAGGCCCCUGUGGAUGCCUGGCCUUGGCAGGUCAGCCUCCAGUACAAUAAACAGCACAUCUGUGGAGGGAGCAUUCUAGACCACCGCUGGAUCCUCACGGCAGCUCACUGCUUCAGGAAGCAUCCUGAUGUGUCCAACUGGAAGGUGAGGGUCGGCUCAAACAAAUUGGACAACACUCUGUCCCGGCCUGUGGCCAAGAUCUUCAUCAUUGAGUUCAACGUCAUGUACCCCAAAGAGAAGGACAUUGCCCUGGUGAAGCUGAAGUUCCCACUCACAUUCUCAGACACAGUCAGGCCCAUCUGCCUGCCCUUCUUUGAUGAGGAGCUUGCUCCAGCCACCUCACUCUGGGUCGUCGGAUGGGGCUUUACAAAGCAGAAUGGAGGGAAGAUGUCUGACACACUGCUGCAGGCGUCAGUCCAGGUCAUUGACAGCACACGAUGCAACGCAAGCGAUGCAUACCAGGGGGAAGUCACCAAGGAGAUGAUCUGUGCAGGCCACCCACACGGUGGCGUGGACACCUGCCAGGGUGACAGUGGUGGGCCCCUGAUGUACCAAUCUGACCAGUGGCAGGUGGUGGGCAUCGUGAGCUGGGGCUAUGGCUGCGGGGGGCCGAGUACCCCAGGAGUGUACACCAAGGUCACAGCCUAUCUCAACUGGAUCUACACUCUCCGCAAGUCUGAGCUGUAAUGCUGCUGCCCUUCUGCAGUGCUGGGAGCUGUGUCCCCCUGCCCCGUCCACCAGGGGAUCUCCCAGAAGUCAGACACAGAGCAAGAACCGCCAUGGGCCUGCCUCUUCACUCACGGCCUCAGCAUUUCACGGAGCAGCAAAGAACCUCCAUUCCUGUAAGAGAUCCCCACAGCCCUGAGGCACCCAGAGGAAGCCAGCAGCCCCAGCAUCCCAGGGAGAGAUGCAGCCCACUGAAGGAGCCAGCCUGCAGGCCAAGGUCUCAGAAAGCAUUGCUAAACCGAGAAGGCACUUUCCCACUCUACUGAAUGGAAGUAGACUCUCUUGUGAACACCCAGAUCACCAAGGGCUGGAGUGGAGGAGGAAAGGGUCCGAGCCAGCCCUCCUUCUCCACCCAUCCCCAAGCCCACUGGAGCAAGAAAUCAGUGGUGACAUAAAAAAUACUGUCCUCCCAUUGGCAUGACUACUGUACCUACUGUUGUUAUUAUAGUUACCUCUGU